GGAUAUUAGUGGCGCCCAAACUGAGUCUUGACAUCACUCUUAGGUUACUAGUGUGAGCGAUGUAAAUAGAAUAGGAUUGUAGAUUGGAAUCCAAAGUAUGAUCACAAUUCAUAAACUCAAACACUAGCUAAAACAGCCUUGAAUCGGUCGCAAUGGAGCAGUUACACUCGUUAUUCGUUUUCCAGUGCAUAUUGAGUCAGAUUGCAGAGUAGUCGUUAUUCAUCGUUUCUUCCGCUUUUUCCAACCAUGCCCAUAUUUAGCUUUACAUUAUUUUUUAUAUUGCUUUUGUACUUUUGUUAAUUCUCGAUAGGUGCACUUAAUCGUAGGGUAGGGACUUUGGUGGAUACAUAUAUGUAUACCAAGUAUAUAUAUACUUGUCUCAGAUCUUACGUUUUGGAUGACUGAAUGAUUGAAAAUCACUGUUAAAGAGUAAGAAGCCUUCAUUUGUGAUAGCUUUAAGUCAUUACAGUCAUAUGCAGUAUAUACCAUCACCAUUAGCAUUAAUUUUAGAUUAAAAUGAAUUAAAGCUAACUUUACUGGCUUAGUUAAAGUCGUUUUUAAUCUUGAUUUGUAUGUAAUACGGUACUACCAUAGACAGACACCAUCAGCGUAGAGCCUGGCACAUAUAUAUCUUGGCUAAAGUCAUACUACAUUAGCACGGCGUGAUGGGAGUAAUUGAGAUCGGAAUAGUGUAGCAGCAAAUGAUAAAAAGACUACAAAGUGUAUUUUCAGAAAUUUUUAGGAGCUCAUGUCUUUUCAUCUGAUCACCUGAACAUAGUCUGGUUCUGUAUUACAUAUUAGUAUGCUUUAAAUUGUCUAUUGUUUGCCAAAGUUGUUAUUUUCUCUGCCCAUAAAGUAACUAGACGUCUUAAGAGCCACCCAUUCAAGCGUUUCAUUCUGUCAAAGUUUAUCCCAUUUUAUCACACGACUAGUGAGUAUUACUCAGUUAUAUCGAGCUGCAAACUCUAUGCAGUAUCAGCGAUAUAUACAUACAGAUUUUUAAGCAAUAAAUCUGCUGUUCAUAUUUCGAAUGACACCUGCCAGUUUUUCAAUUUGUGUGCUUAAUGAGAAAUGUAUACUCUUGUGUAAUUUCAUCUGUUUUUAGUAUCCAGAAGUACUUCAUUUUUACUAUCACAUUUCUAUCUCCAAGUUAUGUUUAGGUUCAAUCGAAAUGAAAAUGGAUUGCCCAACCUACAUUGUGUGCAACCAUCAAAGGUAUUGGUUACAAAAUGGUCUUGGCAAGCACUUCCCAUGUGGGCUAACUUCCCUGUGCAACAUGACGGUCAAACAAUCAGUAAUCUCAUGGGGAAUAAGAGCAAAGUAGAAUCACUUACUGUUUGUGAUAUUACAGAUGCUUCGAUUUCGAAACAAAAUUCUUUCGAUGAACCAUCCAGUUCCUUUGUUACUCCACACUCAAGUGCUCCUCCAUUGUCUACUGUUGUUCAGCCUGAGGAUGAAAUAAGACUAGUUGAGUUUCUUAAAGUUCAUGGAUUUCGGUGGUAUCAAGUUGUGAUAUUUCUCAUUUCUAUAAUCAGUUACCUCGCAGACAUUGCAUCCGAUGCAUACUUGGUUUAUACGUAUUAUAUUCAGGUUAGUAUGAUGUCAUUUUAG
Molecule: messenger RNA, 1611 nt
Organism: Schistosoma guineensis
Lineage: Eukaryota; Metazoa; Platyhelminthes; Trematoda; Strigeidida; Schistosomatidae
Source: the annotation of a GenBank genome assembly